Messenger RNA from Eleginops maclovinus (Patagonian blennie), 5188 nucleotides. It is a transcript of the gene hgfa, whose product is annotated as hepatocyte growth factor a. Lineage: Eukaryota; Metazoa; Chordata; Actinopteri; Perciformes; Eleginopidae. The coding region runs from base 98 to 2263 and encodes 721 amino acids. Gene Ontology annotation, biological process: positive regulation of protein phosphorylation; negative regulation of apoptotic process; hepatocyte growth factor receptor signaling pathway. The transcript is spliced from 18 exons. Gene Ontology annotation, molecular function: signaling receptor binding; serine-type endopeptidase activity. The record is from RefSeq and is a predicted model, not a curated record.
GCAAGUCUUCUGCUGGACACCAGGCACUCUGGACUCCACACAGCCGACACUGUCGCUCAUUAUAUCCGGAUUUUAUCCUGCUUUCAACUUUCUAACCAUGAGGAUAAACGUUUGGAUUUACCAAGCUGUGGCGUGUGUUGUGGCCACUAUAUUGGAUACAGGUUUUUGUAAAAGAACCCAUCAGUCGUUACAGAAGUAUGAGAAGGGUGAAGGUCACAUGCUGGUUUGCACAGACUGCCCUCAGCCCCCUUUGGUUAAAGUCAGUAAAUCGCUGGAAAACUGCGCCCAAAAGUGCAAGAAGGUCAAGAAAAACUUCAACUGCAGGGCUUUUAACUUUCAGCGGCACACCAGGAAAUGCCACUUGCUUCCUUUUGACCGCUUCACCGAUGGUGUGCAGAAGCAAGCCAACGUCAACUUUACUUUGUAUGAAAAAAAAGAUUAUAUAAGGGAGUGUAUCAUCGGCACCAAGGACAACUACAGAGGAAGAAGGUCUUGGACAAAGUCAAACAUCACUUGCCAAGCUUGGUCAGAUAAUAACAUCAAUGAACACACGUUUUCUCCUGAUAGGUACCCAACACAAGAUCUGAGGGAGAACUUUUGUCGAAAUCCCAACAAGGAUCCUGGUGGUCCGUGGUGCUACACUACAGAUCCCAACGUACGAGCCGAGGAGUGUGGCCUACCACAGUGUUCAGAAGAAGUCUGUAUGACGUGUAAUGGGGAAGAAUACCGGGGGAAAAUGGACCAUACAGUGAGUGGCAAGGAGUGCCAGAGAUGGGACUCAACAAGGCCUCACAAACACCACUUCCAACCCAAAAAGUAUCGGCAGUUAGGUUUAAAGGACAACUACUGCCGUAACCCCGAUAAUCGUCUUCGUCCCUGGUGCUACACGUUGGAUCCUAAAACUCCGUGGGAGUACUGUAACAUCUCUGUGUGUGAUUCUGACUCAAGUGAGGACACAGAUGUCAAUGUAACAACAUCCUGUGUCCAGGGAAAAGGCACAGAUUACCGAGGCACAAUGAAUGUCACUCCAGAGGGUGUGACAUGUCAACGCUGGGACUCCCAGUCACCCCAUAACCACUCCUUUCUUCCUCAGAACUUCAAAUGCAAUUUGUGUAUUUGUUUUAGAGACCUCACAGAGAACUACUGCCGUAACCCUGAUGGCGCCGAUCACCCAUGGUGCUUCACUACAGACCCGAAUCAGAGGAUAGCCAACUGCACCCACAUCCCCAGGUGUGAUGCUGAGGCCACACAAAAAAUAGAGUGUUAUGAAAGCGGAGAGAUGUACCGGGGCACUUUAUCCACAACCCGAUCAGGGAUUCCCUGUGCAGACUGGUCACAUCACAUAAACAGUGGGGAUUCUCACUCUACAGAAUCCCAUGUAGGGCUGGAGAGGAAUUACUGCCGGAACCCAGACCGGGACAAACAUGGCCCCUGGUGUUACACUAAUCCAAAUAACCGUUUGGCCUGGGACUACUGCAAACUGAAGCACUGUGAAUCAGCUACAGUGUCUCCUCAACCCAACACUACAACAGACACCGAGAUAUCAUGCUUUGUGCAUAUAACCACCAGGAUAGUUGGAGGACACCAAGUGUGGGGAACAGAUGGCAGCUGGGUUGUAAGCAUCCAAAGAGAGAAGGUUCAUUUGUGCGGGGGCUCGUUGAUCAGAGAGGAUUGGGUUUUGACUGAUCAACAGUGCUUCACAUCCUGUGUUCCAGAUCUCAAGGAUUACAGUGUGCAGGUUGGUCUGCGCCACCUCAAUGAAUCCUCGAACCACCCUGGACUACGCAUCUCUCGCCUGAUCUGUGGCCCGGAAGGAUCCAACCUGGUUAUGCUAAAACUAGAAGAUCCUGCCCCUGUGUCUGAAGGUGCCUCUACUAUUCAUCUUCCAGUAAAAGAUUGUCACAUCCCUGAAGGCACCAACUGCACCAUGUAUGGAUGGGGGGAAACUAAAAACACAGGAUACGAUGAGGCACUGAACACUCUGACCCUGCCCAUGGUCAACAAUGAAAUGUGCUCACAAAUCAAAGGCGACGCUGGAGAGAGCAGAAUAUGUGCCGGCGGCAAGAGAGGAGAAGGUGUAUGUGAUAAAGACAAUGGUGGUCCCUUGGUUUGCCAGGAACAUGAGCGUAAAGUGAUAAUUGGCGUGAGCAUCCAAAGGACAAAAUGUGCAUCAUCGCAGCCUGCGCUCUUUGUAAAUGUCGCUUUCUACUCUGGGUGGAUAUACAAAGUGUUCAAACUUUACCCCAAUUUGGAGAGGAACUGAUAGUGUGGUGUGAAAAUCAAAUACACGUAUACACAGCCUGCUUGUGCUCUUCGGAAUGGACCAUGAGGAAGAAGCAAGGAAAAGCCACUAAUGGAUAGUGGCCAUUUUGGGAUUUUGUGGACAGAAUUUUUCAUUGUAUGUGGAUGACCGCGAUAGAAGACUGGAUGAAGGAAAUUGAUUCUCAUCUGUUCUUCCAAUUUGCAAGAGAAGACAUCCUGGCCUUAAUAUCAUUUUUGAAAAAAACAACGUCUUGGGCACAUGCACGGUAUACUAAUUUGAUUUGACAUGUUUUGCCAUGCAAACAAAGACAAUGAGAAUGACACUUGUGACUCAGUAUUAUCUCCUGGAAUAUACUUGAACAUGGACAGAACCCAGUGACCUAGAGGUUUCCGCAUGUGGAACCCUCUGCCGAAUGGGACCUUUUUUUUUAAUGUGAUUAGCUGAACUGCAAAACAUAUUUUAUUACCUCCAACACAAAUGAUGUGGACGGAUAAUUGAUUCUCAUUGUCAACACAUAAACUUAUCUGGUUAUUCAUUUUACAGUAAAAAAGAUGUAACAUUUACUUUAAUUAAAUGUAGGAUGUCCACAUAACUGUAUUAGGUUAGUUGAAAGCAACAGUAUUAAGUUGGAUCUAUUAUUAUUUUUGUAUUUAAACUUAAUAUUAUUGCUUUGACCUAAUACAGUUAUGUGUAAUUUGUUGAUAUAAUACAUUUAUUUAAGUUAACAUUUACAUUUGUUUUUCAUUGUGGGAUACCUUACAAAUAGAACGAAAAAACUAAGACCUUUACUUUAAUUACAUGUAUUAUGUCAGCAGAUUUCACAUAACUGUAUUAGGUUAGGUGAAAGCAAUAAUAUUAAGUUUAAAUAAAAACUAUUAGGUUCAACUUAAUAUUAUCGCUUUGAACUUACAGUAUAUAUAUAUAUUUACCUAAUACAGUUGUGGGGAAUUUGUUGACAUAAUACAUUUAAUUAAAUUCAACAUUUCCGUUUUUCAGUGCAACAAAACAAGACAAAUAUACAUUAUUCAGCUAAUUAUACAUAUUUGUUUCAACAAAGAGCUAAAGUAAUGCCCAAAAGGAAGAAAAUAAAGGGUCACCUAUAAGGUAGACAUACACUAAAAGUCCAAAUCAAAAAUAGUGAUAAACCCAUUCCUCUGAGUCCAGCAAAUGUUAAAAAAUGGCUUUAGAUAUACCAGCAGUUCGGUCGUUGUAAUACACUACUGCUGCUUGAAGCUAACUGCAGCAGCCUUGGUAAAAAGCCGUGCUAAUUGUGUCCAGUAGCCGGACUACCUUUCCCCAGUUAGCUGUAACGUUUAGUUUCCCCUCGAGAGGGUCUGUGUCGGACUGAGCGAAUUUCUCCGAAAUCUUGUGCUAAUAUUUGUAGCGUGAGAAAGAGAAGAGCCAUGCCAAAUAAAACAUGGCUAUUGGGUCUCCAGUUUGGAGGUAACUUGGCCCCUGGUGGGCUGUUUGUGGUCAGUAGGAUAUUUUAUAGUUUUCUGUUUUGGUUUACUCCUUAUGUACAUAACUGCAGAUUUAUUGAGUAUGUUUCUGCUGUGCUGUGAGAUAUUAUAGGUCUUAUAGAUCUGGAAUAUUUUUGGUUCACUGAGUAAUGUCAGAUUGUCUUUUUCGUGAUUGUGUUUGAUAUUUAAAGAGACUGGUAGCUAGUUAGGUGUAUUUAUUUUUUUAAUUAGAGGAAAACAUCGUUUGAGAACAAACAGGAUUUUUGCGUGAUAUUAAGAUUUGCUGUUCCUAUGCCAUUAGGGAGUUAUGACCCCCAGAAUAACUUGGAUGCAUGUUUAUAUCCCAAAACAAAUAUGGAAGUACAUGCUCUGUUACAGUGUUCCUUUCAUUCACAAGUGCUAAAUGUAAAACAGGCUAAAUCAAUGUUGUGCUGCCCAGAGAUUAUCAUGUAUUUACUGUGCAUAUACACACACAUACGUACACAUGCACAAACAUGUAAAACUUGUCAUUUAAACAUAUCAUAAUGAUGUUCUAGAAGGUUGAAAGUAAGUAGCUAUUAGACAUAGGCAUUAAAUUAACAUUCAUGAACAUUUUAUUUACCGAACAAAACAAAAGAAACACAAAAACAGUUCUCAAGUUUCAAGCCAAAUAGGUGAACCGAUACAGGUUUUGAUGAGGGUUUUAACGCAGCAAGAAUAGAAAUAGGAUGUUUUUCUCUUAGAAAUGUCUAUGACCAGAAAAGUAAAAUCUUCUGAAUGGCCAGCUGAAGUUGCCUUAAAUGUCCUGAAUGAUGCCAAAUCCCUGCUGGUUUAGCAUCAAUAGCAUUUUAUUUUACUCAUAUUUGUGUGGCUCCCUCGCCAAAGUUAAACAAAGUAUUUUAAUAUCAGCUUUAAAAUGACUUCUGAAUAUCACAAGGGAAUCGGUACAUAGCAAUAAAUGAACAAACUUUAAUUUCGGGGGGUUUCCCCAUCAGCCUUUAAGUCAUUUUGCCUUUGGUUGGUUUCCUCGACCAUAACUAUGCAACCACAAUAUAAGUGAGGCCUUAAUCGUACUCUGAGAAAUAACGCAAUCGUCUUACAGCCUUGCACGGGUUAAAACCAAAAGUCUAUGAAGUAGUAAGAAAGAUGAACUAAAAGCAACUGAACCAAAUAUCUUGUAUUCUUGGUUGUGUGGCAGAUGACUAUUGUAUUGUAAAUCGAUUGUUAGCUGUGCUCUCGUGUAGCUAUAAUGUUAUUUAAUUUACCUUAAUGUAAAUAGCACAGAGCAUCCUGUAAAUUACACUUUGUAAUUUUUGUAAAUAGUAUACUUAAGUAUUUUUACUUCAUGAUGAUUCUGUUUAUAUAUUUGUAUACUGUAAACUUUAAAUAUAACAGCUGCUAUUUUGUGUUAGUGAGUUGUUUUAUAUCUAUGACUUCUUUUGUAGCCUAUGUAUUAUUCCUAUUUUAAUAAACAACUGACAUUUUA